Asparagus officinalis (garden asparagus) is the source of this 1449-nucleotide messenger RNA. RefSeq names its product lysosomal Pro-X carboxypeptidase-like. Gene Ontology annotation, biological process: proteolysis. The record is from RefSeq and is a predicted model, not a curated record. Gene Ontology annotation, molecular function: serine-type exopeptidase activity; dipeptidyl-peptidase activity. NCBI's taxonomy places the organism in Eukaryota, Viridiplantae, Streptophyta, Magnoliopsida, Asparagales, Asparagaceae.
AAGGUCCCUCACCGCGAGAAGUACUUCACGCAGAAUCUAGACCACUUUAACUUCAACCCGCAAAGCUACAAAACUUUCCAACAGCGAUACCUGAUUAACGAUACAUAUUGGAGAGGAAAGAAGGAUGAGUCCCCAAUCUUCGUAUUUUUGGGUCAUGGAGACGGUAUCAAGGACGUUGCAGCCGACGCCGGUCUCUUAUAUGACAUUGCUCCCACGUUCAAUGCUCUGAUUGUGUACAUUGAGCAUAGGUAUUUUGGGAAGUCAAUUCCCUUUGGCAGUUUAAAGCAUGCCUAUAAAAAUGCAAGUACACUCGGAUACCUGAGCGCAUCACAAGCACUUGCAGACACAGCAGUAUUGAUCAGAUCACUAAAGGCGAAUCUAAGCACUACAGGAUCGCCCGUCGUGGUAUUUGGGGGUUCCUAUGGAGGAAUAUUGGCAACAUGGUUUAGAUUGAAGUAUCCGCAUGUAGCUCUUGGAGCCUUGGCCUCAUCUGCUCCAGUUCUAUUAUUUGAUAACCUUGUUUCUCCCUACAAAAUAACAGAUAUCGUCACCCAAGAUUAUAAGAGUGUGAGCAAAAGCUGUUACAGUACAAUCAAGAACUCGUGGGAAGAGAUAAAGAAAACUGGUCGCAGAAAAGGAGGGAGAGAUCAGCUAACUAAAAAACUCAGGAUAUGCAAAAACAAAAUGUCGACUGAAAUUAUCGUAGAGAAAGUAUUUGGUUUGCUCGAGACGAUGCUCCUAUUUUCUGCCAUAUCGGAUUAUCCAGUCAGUACAAGCAUUCAUGCCAGUCUCCCAGCACAUCCGGUGAAAAAGAUAUGUAACGCCAUUGAUCAUCCUAAACUUGGUAAAGAUACAUUAUCAAGACUCUAUGGUGCCAUGAAUUUAUUCUACAAUAGCACGGGACAAGAAAAAUGCCUCAGUAUCAAGUCGGACAGUCAAAAUGGAUCUGCUACUUAUGGAUGGGACUUUCAGGGAUGCACAGAAUUGAUUCAGCCACCGGUUAGAAAUUCUAUCGACAGCUUAUUCCUCGUUCGUAUAAGCACAAAACCAUUGAUAGGGGAUGCUCAAAGUUCUCGCAUCAAGCCUAGGCCUAAUUGGAUUACCACAGAGUUCGGUGGCCAGGAUUUUAAGAAAGUUUUGAAGAAAUUUGGUAGCAACAUCAUCUUCUCCAAUGGACUAAGGGAUCCGCUCAGUGCUGGAAGUAUUGUUAAAUCAAUUUCGAAGAGCAUCGUAGCAGUAACGAUGGAAGAAGGAGCGCAUAACGGAGAUCUCUUCUUCGCUACGAAGGAAGAUCCAGAAUGGCUUCAGAAUGCCAGAAAGAGAGAGAUGAAGAUCAUAAAGAGGUGGCUCGAACAGUAGUACUACAUCGAUGCUGCCAGUUUGUAACAGUCAUUGUAUUUUGAUCUUCUAAAAUUUGAACCUCGGGGGUUCUUUUUCCCAUCUUUUUCU